Messenger RNA from Lasiodiplodia theobromae, 996 nucleotides. Its product is annotated as Kinesin. Gene Ontology annotation, molecular function: protein binding. Bases 1 to 996 code for a protein of 331 amino acids. The record is from RefSeq and is a predicted model, not a curated record. Lineage: Eukaryota; Fungi; Ascomycota; Dothideomycetes; Botryosphaeriales; Botryosphaeriaceae. The transcript has 2 exons.
AUGGUAACCACCAUCCUCAGCAGGAUCGUCCACCGCCUCGCCCAAAACGACAACAAGACGUCUGACAACCCACGCCUCGUCCUCGCCAUCGACGACAUAUUCUGCAUCAUGGACACCGACCCUCUCCUCGGCCCGUUCAAAGACCUCGUCCCGCUCUUCCGCGGCUGCACCCCCAUGGCCGCGUCCCCGCACCGCAUCAAGCCGCUCAUCCAGCUCCUCGAGAAGAACUCCAUGCUCAACUCUCCAGGAAAGAACUGGCACCCCUACCUCGCCAAAGCCUACUUCCACAUCGGCCAGCUGCGACACGCAGCGGCGCUGCUCCAAAGCCUAACCAAGAUGCAGUACGGCAUGACGAAAAGCGACGCGUCCAUCGCGCACGCGAUCCUGACCGCAAUCGGCAUAGCGCAGGAGGUCCUUGAUCCGACCGAGUCGUACAUCUGGUCCAACAUGGUGUUCCUUGGCUGGCUAUUCGGUGAGAACGGCCAGAUCGACGCCGCGUUCGACACUCUGGAGUACGCGCUGACGUACCAGGACCGCAUGUACGGGAUCGGUAGCGACUACAGCCUCGUGACAAGGCAUUACAUUUCGCUGCUGUGCCGCAAGCAGGUGCAGCUGCCGAUGGCGAUCGAGCUGCAGGAGAAGACUGUCUCGCUUUGGCGGCGUCGAGAGCUUGCCGACACGCAUCUCCUACGUCUGAGGGCGGAGCACAGUCUUGCCACAUUUUACAUGCUCGAUCAGGAGUGGAGGAAGGUGGAGCUGCUGCUCGUGCCAGUGGCUGAUACGUGUAGGAGUGAGAUGAAAGGGGACAGUGCUGUUGAUGAUUUCGUGCAAGUGCUGUGGAAUUCGGGGGUUUGCUACAAAGAAAGGGGACGAUGGAGGAUAGCUCAAGACGUAAUGAAGGAGGUGGUGUGCAUGCUUGAUGCGGGAUUAGUUGAUCAAUACAGAGAUAAAGAACUGCCCUCAGAGAUUAGACGGCGGAAUGGAAGGGUAGAUUAA